GAGAGUGGGGUCUUGAGGGGCCAGAGCAACUGCUGAGCCAGAGCAGCAGCACCUCUGGGUGGGUGUGGCUGAGUCCGGGAUAUUUGUGGGUUGUUAACCAGGAGGAGCUGGAUUUCCCUCCAGAAGAAGCUCCUUAAAUUCUUUCUUUCUUUGUAACAGGCAAGUUAAACUUGAUCCACAGAGCUCAAAAUGCUUUAGUAAAACUGUAGCAAACCAUUUGCCUGUAGGUUGGUCUUCAGCAUCUGCUGCAGAAGUGUUGGGAGCAUCUGUCGACCCCACAAAGUGCCCAGGGAGUGGACAUGGGAGGGGGGGUCUGGCCAGUGGCACUUCUGCUUCCAAAUUUGGGUUGAAUCCCCCUAAAUGAGAGGACUCCUGAGGAGCUGGUGGGUGCCAUCUCCUCCUGAAGUCCCCACACAUGAUUCCCAAAGAGCAUUUGCUGUGUCUUCCCUUGGAUCCAGCCAGAGCUGUCCAUGGCAGUGCUGGGCUCGGACUCUCUCCUGGUUCCAGGAGGAUCCUUCAGGGUCCAAAGUGAUACAUAAUGUUAUAUUUAGAUAGAUAGAUAGAUAGAUAGAUAGAUAGAUAGAUAGAUAGAUAGAUAGAUAGAUAGAUAGAUAGAUAGAUAGAUAGAUAGAUAGAUAGAUAGAUAGAUAGAUAGAUAAAAACCCAGGCAAGCUGCAGUGGUGAGAUCACCCAUCAGGCUGGAGCAGCACUAAGGAUGCUUCCCCUCUCUGGGAGGUGUCCGUGUCCACAUCCUUGGGCUUUGAGGGGAUUUAUUUGGGAUUUCUGUGCUGGAUGCUGUGGAAAGGUGAUUCACAGUCAUCUCCUUGUGCUGUUCUGUCCAGAGGAGCCAAGGCUGGCUGUGUGGGACCCUUUGCCAUGUAACCCCCCCUGCUCUCCGAUGUCUCAGCAGCCCCCGAUGUCGGUGCGGCCCCAGACCUGCGGAACGGCUCCCAGGCGGAUGGUAGUGAGCCCCUAGAGAUGCUCACAAUGACAUGUUGGCUCCCAGUCCUGGCCCUGCACGUGGUCCUGCUGAGCCCCCCGUGGGUGGGAUCCUGCCCCGCCCGCUGUGAGUGCGCCCCACACCUCAAAUCCGUGGUGUGCCACCGCAAGCGCCUCACCUCCAUCCCCGAGGGCAUCCCCACUGAGACCAGGAUCCUGGAGCUCAACAAGAACCGCAUCCGCUGCCUCAACCCCGGGGACCUGUCCCCGUACCCGCUGCUGGAGGAGCUGGAUUUCAGUGAGAACAUCAUCUCCAAUGUGGAGCCCGGAGCCUUCAGCAACCUGUUCAACCUGCAGACCCUGCGGCUGCGGGGGAACCAGCUCAAGCUCAUUCCCCCCGGGGUCUUCACCAAGCUGACCAACCUCACCCUCCUGGACAUCAGCGAGAACAAGCUUGUCAUCCUGCUGGACUACAUGUUCCAGGACCUGCGGAACCUGAAGAGCCUGGAGGUGGGCGACAACGACCUGGUGUACAUCUCCCAGCGUGCCUUCUCGGGGCUGCUGGGCCUGGAGCAGCUGACCAUCGAGAAGUGCAACCUGACCUCCAUCUCGGCCGAGUCGCUCUCCUACCUCCAGAACCUGGAGGUGCUGCGGCUCCGCCACCUCAGCAUCUCUGCGCUGGAGGACCAGAACUUCAAGAAGCUCUACAACCUCCUGCAGCUGGAGAUCGACAACUGGCCGCUGCUGGAAGAGGUCUCCCCCACCAGCUUCCAGGGACUGAACCUCACCUCGCUCUCCAUCACCUACACCAACAUCACGGCCGUGCCCGCCGCCGCCUUGAGGAACCUGGUGUACCUGCGGUACCUCAACCUGUCCUACAACCCCAUUAGCACUGUGCUGAAGGGCUCCUUUAAGGACCUCAUCCGGCUCCAGGAGCUCCACAUCGUGGGUGCCCUCCUGGUGUCCGUGGAGCCGCAGGCUUUCUCCGGCCUGAGACAGAUCCGGCUGCUCAACCUCUCCAGCAACUUCCUGUCCACGCUGGAGGAGAGCACCUUCCACUCGGUCAACACACUGGAGACGCUGCGGGUGGACAGGAACCCCCUGGCCUGCGACUGCCGCCUCCUCUGGGUCCUGCAGCGGCGCAAGACACUCAACUUCGACGGGCAGCAGCCCAUGUGCUCCUCCCCGCCCGAGAUCCAGGGCAACGCCCUGCGGGACUUCCCGGACUCAGUGCUCUUCGAGUACUUCACCUGCCAGAAGCCCAAGAUCCGGGAUCGGAAGCUGCAGCACGUGACGGCGCGGGAGGGCCAGUCCGUGUCCUUCCUGUGCCGGGCGGACGGGGAGCCCGACCCCUCCAUCGCCUGGGUGUCCCCCCAGCACCGCAUGAUCACCACCCGCAGCACGGGCAGGGCCACGGUGCUGCCCGGGGGCACCCUGGAGAUCCGCUUCGCCCAGGUGCAGGACAGCGGCACCUACAUCUGCAUCGCCAGCAACGCCGGCGGCAACGACACCUACUUCGCCACGCUGACGGUGAAGGGGCGCCCGGCCGACGGCGCCCACCGCGCCAACCGCACCCUGUACCUCAGCGACUUCAACGACACCUUCCACAACGACACCCAGGUCUUCUUGAAGUUUACCUUGGACCUCAAGACCAUCCUGGUCUCCACGGCCAUGGGCUGCAUCACCUUCCUGGGCGUGGUGCUCUUCUGCUUCCUCUUGCUCUUCGUGUGGAGCCGCGGCCGGGGGCAGCACAAGAACAACUUCUCCGUGGAGUAUUCCUUCCGCAAGGUGGACGGGCCCACCACCACCACGGGCCAGGGAGGGGCCAGGAAGUUCAACAUGAAGAUGAUCUGAGGCUCUCCCGGAGGAGAAGCGUUGUCUGCUGCCUGGCCCCGGGCGCGGCCGCGGCGGGACGGGGCCGGGAGGGGUGUGGGAGCACCACUGACAUCCCGGGGCUGGCGGUGGGACAGGGCUGGAGACACACCAGAGGUGCCACAGGCCAGCAGGGGCGGAACUGGGUGGACCUCAGGGUCGGGGAGGGAUGACCCCAGUGUCCCAGCCCUGCGGGGCCCUCGGUGAGCCCUCAGCUCAGGGGCCAUCCCAGCUCCAGGGGCUCCCAAUGUAGCUGGAAUUUUUGCUACCAACUAUGCAUUUCUCGAGCCAAAAGAUCAGCAGCGUUUGGGCCCGGGAAAAAAAAAAACACUUCCUGUUUUUUUUCCCCCUCUCCCUUUUUUUUUAAGAGACUCUUCAGAAAACUUU
This is a messenger RNA of Pseudopipra pipra, 3198 nucleotides long. It is a transcript of the gene LINGO3, whose product is annotated as leucine rich repeat and Ig domain containing 3. Gene Ontology annotation, cellular component: extracellular matrix. Lineage: Eukaryota; Metazoa; Chordata; Aves; Passeriformes; Pipridae. The record is from RefSeq and is a predicted model, not a curated record. The transcript has 2 exons. Bases 979 to 2793 code for a protein of 604 amino acids. Gene Ontology annotation, molecular function: protein binding.